Populus nigra (black poplar) is the source of this 492-nucleotide messenger RNA. RefSeq names its product agamous-like MADS-box protein AGL62. Gene Ontology annotation, biological process: regulation of transcription by RNA polymerase II. Bases 1 to 492 code for a protein of 163 amino acids. Gene Ontology annotation, molecular function: RNA polymerase II cis-regulatory region sequence-specific DNA binding; protein dimerization activity; DNA-binding transcription factor activity, RNA polymerase II-specific. The transcript has 2 exons. Lineage: Eukaryota; Viridiplantae; Streptophyta; Magnoliopsida; Malpighiales; Salicaceae. The record is from RefSeq and is a predicted model, not a curated record.
AUGGCAGCCAAGAAAACAAAAGGAAGGCAGAAGGUGGAAAUGAAGAGAAUUGAUAAGCAAGAUGAUAGAUCAAUCACCUUCUCGAGGCGUAGAUCUGGGAUUUACAAGAAAGCAAGCGAAUUGGUUGUUUUAACGGGGGCAGAAAUUACAGUGAUAGUAUUUUCACCAUCAGGUAACCCUCUCUCUUGUGGUCAUCCUUCGGUUGAAUCAGUCAUUAAUCGUUUUCUUGAAGAUCCAUCAAGCAUGGAUAGCACUUACCAUGUUGUGGAGGCUCGCCGGAGGAUGAGGAUUGAAGAACUGCUUGACCUCAAGGAUCUGAUUGAGCUGGAAACAAAGUUUGAAAGGUUACAAAUGACCAUGCACAAUAAAAUCGUAAAGAACAAUGACGGUGCUUCUUCUUCACAGGCACCAGAAAUAGGCUAUUCCCUUGCAAAUGAUCCGAACGCUUCUGUUUUUGCUGAUAGAAACCAUCAAGGUGGGGGGGAGUUCUAA